Anguilla anguilla (European eel) is the source of this 1636-nucleotide messenger RNA. It is a transcript of the gene ccne1, whose product is annotated as cyclin E1. The transcript is spliced from 12 exons. Gene Ontology annotation, molecular function: cyclin-dependent protein serine/threonine kinase regulator activity. The record is from RefSeq and is a predicted model, not a curated record. Gene Ontology annotation, cellular component: centrosome; cyclin E1-CDK2 complex; cytoplasm. Gene Ontology annotation, biological process: regulation of cyclin-dependent protein serine/threonine kinase activity; G1/S transition of mitotic cell cycle. Lineage: Eukaryota; Metazoa; Chordata; Actinopteri; Anguilliformes; Anguillidae. Bases 237 to 1460 code for a protein of 407 amino acids.
AGACGACUACAGCAGUUUAUAAGCUGAGGCGCAAAUCUUAUCGCGCCAGCUCAGAACAAGCGAGCGUCAGUCAGGCAACACGUCCAAUCGUUGUGGUACCGACAAAGGCCCACUCCACUGAAAAUGUUCACAUAGUGAUCGGUUUUUCUUUGGACUGAAACAGAGGCUGCAUGCAUCUCAUCCAAGGAGCAUCUUUUAAGUGAACCGUACCUUCAGAGGAUACUUGCCAAGAUAUAAUGCCUAGAAAAAGUGUAAAGGCUGAAUUGAAGACGACCCCAAUCAAUGAAGCAUCCAAAGAGUGUACAGCCCGUUCUCGAAAAAGAAAGGCAGAUGUUGACGUUUAUUUGCAAGAUCCUGAUGAGGUAGUUACUGAAAUGACAAAAAAGAAGCAGUGUCGUACUCAGGCCUGCUGGAGUCAAGCCACAGGUUGCACAAGUCCGUGCAGGCGAACCCCCACGCCUGACGAUGAAGUUGAGGAACCAGGCCUAGUCCUCUCACAGUAUGCCUUCAGAAACCUCUGCGGCACCCCUGCUAGGUCUUCCCCUCUGCCUGUCCUCUGCUGGGCAAAUAAAGAGGAUGUGUGGAAUAACCUGCUCAAGAAAGACAAGGCAUACUCAAGAGACAUGCAUUUCAUGGAGAGACACCCACAGCUGCAGCCAAAAAUGAGAGUUAUACUCCUGGAUUGGCUAAUAGAGGUUUGUGAGGUCUACAAACUGCACAGAGAGACGUUUUACUUGGCCCAGGACUUAUUUGACCGGUACAUGGCAACCCAGACGAAUGUGCUCAAAACGCGACUGCAGCUCAUUGGCAUCUCCGCUUUAUUCAUCGCUGCCAAAUUGGAGGAAAUCUAUCCUCCGAAGGUGCACCAGUUUGCCUACGUUUCAGACGGAGCCUGCACAGAAGACGAGAUCCUUAGCAUGGAGUUGAUUAUCAUGAAGGAGCUAAAGUGGAGUCUUAGCCCCUUGACAUCCAUAUCCUGGCUAAACAUUUAUAUGCAAGUGGCAUACCUGAAGGACUCCGGAGAGGUGCUGAUUCCUCAGUAUCCGCAGGCUACAUUUGUGCAGAUAGCGGAGCUCCUGGAUGUGUGCGUGCUGGACGUGAAGUGUCUGGAGUUCUCCUACAGCAUGCUGGCAGCCUCUGCCUUGUUCCACUUCUCCUCUGUGGAGCUGGUGGAGAAGGUCUCAGGUUUCCAGUGGUCAGACAUGGAGCGCUGCGUUAAGUGGAUGGUGCCAUUCGCAAUGUCCAUUCGGGAAGUGGGCAGCUCAGGGCUCAAGACCUUCAAGGGAAUUUCUGUGGACGACCUGCACAACAUCCAGACCCACGCUCCCUACCUGGACUGGCUGGAGAAGGCGUACUCCUACCAGUUGGUAGACGUGGAGAGGAGUCAGAGGUCCCCCGUGCCUUCAUGCGUACUCACCCCCCCUCCGAGCAGCGAAAAGCCUGAGCUUCCCUCGUCUUGAGGACCCAUCUGCAGAAGCUGGGCCAAUCAGGUGUCUGGCAGGAGGGCGAAUUACAGCAUUGCACACAAACUGUCUUCAGAUGCUACAGGGGGGCACAAGGCUUUGUGGUCUGUCGUGAUUUAUCCAGUGGUUGUGUGUAGUCCAUCAGCUAUUUUAAAAUGUUUUAUUUUUUUAAU